GGUUACAUCCAGUACAAGGCUCAGCUGUGGAUGCAUUUGACACAGACUAACCGGAGAAGGUCUCUGUCAGCAUCAUGGGCCAGCAUCUAGGGAAGAGGGAGUCACCCGCAGACAGCAAGGCUCCGUCGCCUGAACCCGAAGCAGAGAUGACAACAGCAGCAGCAGCAGUAGUAGAAGCAGCAGCAGUAGUAGAAGCAGCACCUGUAGAAGCAGCAGCAGAAGCAGCAGCAGAACCUGAACCUGAAUCACAAGAUGAAGUCUUUGGCCUGGGUGAGGCAGAUGCGGACCAGAACAAUGGCUGCGUCUCGGAGAAGCCGGCGGUGACUGACUCCACGGGCGCUGAGGGCCCCCACCAGCCCUGGCCUGACGCCAGCACAGCUGACCCUGACUCCGCCACACCACGCCCCCACCUGGCCCGCCUCUUCUCCCGAGAUGCCCCGGGCCGAGAGGACAACACCUUCAAAGAGCGACCCUCUGAAUCGGACGAGCUACAGACCAUCCAGGAACACAGCGGAGCAGCUUCAGAGUGCGGUUCGGACAGCCCCGAACAGGACCUAGACUAGGAUAGCUUUUUUUGUUCCCUCCCUCCCUCUCUUUUUCUCUUUUCCCUCCUCUAUUUUUCGGUCUCUCAUUUAAGAGAGUGAUACGAACCCCACACUUUGACAAA
This is a messenger RNA of Cottoperca gobio, 667 nucleotides long. Its product is annotated as myelin basic protein-like. NCBI's taxonomy places the organism in Eukaryota, Metazoa, Chordata, Actinopteri, Perciformes, Bovichtidae. The transcript has 4 exons. Gene Ontology annotation, molecular function: structural constituent of myelin sheath. Bases 75 to 563 code for a protein of 162 amino acids. The record is from RefSeq and is a predicted model, not a curated record.